GAACUGAUUGGCUGACAGGGUCGAUGACGUCAUACGCAAAACGCCGGGCCUACCGCGGGAGCGCGAGGGACGCCACGAAUUCCGUUUGGAGGCAUCUUUGAGCUUGCCGAGUAGACACCAUGAGCAAAGCUCACCCUCCCGAGCUGAAAAAAUUUAUGGACAAGAAAUUAUCAUUGAAAUUAAAUGGUGGCAGACAUGUUCAAGGAAUAUUGCGGGGGUUCGAUCCAUUUAUGAAUCUUGUGAUAGAUGAAUGUGUGGAGAUGGCAACUAGUGGGCAACAGAACAAUAUUGGAAUGGUGGUAAUACGAGGAAAUAGUAUCAUCAUGUUAGAAGCCUUAGAACGAGUAUAAACAAUGGAUGUGUUUGUUCAUCAGAAGAAUCAACUGCUUCCACAUGUCCCCUCUCCAUAGUACCUGUUUUACUACAAUAUAAAAAUCAGAUCGUGUGCAUUCUCAUAUUGAGCUUUUUUGUUAAAUAAACUUUUAUAAUGGCCAAAAA
Molecule: messenger RNA, 498 nt
Organism: Mustela lutreola (European mink)
Lineage: Eukaryota; Metazoa; Chordata; Mammalia; Carnivora; Mustelidae
Gene: SNRPG
Product: small nuclear ribonucleoprotein polypeptide G
Exons: 4
Coding region: 120-350 (76 amino acids)
Biological process (GO): mRNA splicing, via spliceosome; spliceosomal snRNP assembly
Cellular component (GO): U12-type spliceosomal complex; U1 snRNP; U2 snRNP
Molecular function (GO): RNA binding
Source: RefSeq, a predicted model, not a curated record